Molecule: messenger RNA, 3148 nt
Organism: Volvox carteri f. nagariensis
Lineage: Eukaryota; Viridiplantae; Chlorophyta; Chlorophyceae; Chlamydomonadales; Volvocaceae
Exons: 21
Coding region: 239-3148 (969 amino acids)
Biological process (GO): tRNA modification
Molecular function (GO): tRNA (guanine(46)-N7)-methyltransferase activity; protein binding
Source: RefSeq, a predicted model, not a curated record
AUGGCUGUGUGGACUGCAGUACGUUUGAUGGUCUACUAUGGUGCUAGGCUAUGCCGUUUGCGCAGAUGUUUCCUUAUUGUUACUCACGGUGCUAACAGCAGCCUGCCUAAGCACCAGACCUGGCUCGCUCAAGGGCAUGCUGAUGCGCCUGACUCGCCUUUUCAUGAGCUUCACCUGAGUGAAGCGGAGCGAAAUGUAGGCCGGCGGUGCAAUAGGCCGCAGGAAUUACUCCUUCCUGAUGAGCCCUGAUGGACAACAACCCAUCGAAACGGUUAACUGGAGCGCAAUUUAUGAAGACCCUACCAGACCGCUCAUCGUCGAUCUGGGCUGCGGUGCUGGCCGUUAUAUCGUGUUAAUGGCCCAUCGCAAGGGCCGUGGAAAUAACUAUCUAGGUGUCGACGUACACAAAGCGCUCUUGGACAGAGCUAAUGGCUGGGCUGCUUCAAGGUCCUUGUCUGGCAAUGUGCACUUCCUGCAAGCCAACGCCGUCAUCUCUGCUGGUUCAUUGCUGGCGUCGUAUCCCGGUCCGGUUGAGCUCGUGAGCGUUCAGUUCCCGGAUCCUCAGCAGCGCCGGCAGCGGCAUAUUGUAGGGAAAGAGCUUGUGGAAGCUUUGGCGCAAGUUCUCAAACCUAGAGCACGCGUGUACCUAGCUUCAGACUUUGAGGAUACGGCAACCUACAUGCGCAACGCAUUUGAGCGAUACGGGAGGGAAUGCUUCCGCAUCGAUGAUGUCCACACCGCCCAACCUGUCGUUCCAUGCACAUCUGUAUCCACUGAUCUUGGUGUAUUAGUUGCGACCACGGCGACGCCCACUUCACGUGUUCAGAGUUCGGGAGGCUUUCCUGUCGGAUCAGCGCAGCUUUACUCUGGCUGCUCCGCCCAAGCUGUGCAGACGCCGUCGUUGUCUUCAGCGCAAUUACAAGGGGCGGUGGAUGGAGAAAUAAACAGGCAAUUUUUUGAAUCGGAGGAGAAGCAGGACCGUGGGUCUGAGGGCCAAGCUAGUGAUGCGGCGGAUGAAGACCUGUUAUUUUUCAAGGGGUCGUGGAAUCAGGCUGGCUGGCUGGUGCUAGUUGCCAAUCAGGACCUCGCAAAGGCUGGCCUCGCCCAUGGCGCGAAGCUCAUGCUGCUGCUCAGCGACGGCACAGCCGUGGCGACCCAAGGCCAGCAGGCCCUGCAGCAGCAAAAAAAAGCGAAACAGGAGGAAGCCGCGCAGCGCGUGAGGGACUUGUACGCGCAGGCCAAGGGCCUCGGCGGCGCGGCAGCCACCGCCAUCGCAGCAGCGGCCGCAGCCACGGCAGCAGCCGCGUCGGUCGGACCGGCCAUCGACUGGCAGGAACGCAAACGGAUCUGGGAGAAGACAGGCGAGGCGGGAUGGCGAAUGAAUGGCCUCCUUGCUCUAUUUUUUAAAUUAGAGGGGGAAACCGGCGCCGCCUCCCGUCUCGCUGACCUGUCCCACAACCGCCUGUGCCGCCUGCCGGCCUCCUUGGCGUGCCUCACCUCCCUCCACACACUGCGCCUGGAUCACAACCAGCUGACCGCGGAGGGACUUCCCUGGAGUGCCUUGAGCCAGCUGACCGCCCUCACCGCCCUCAGCUUGGACUGCAACGGGGGGUUGGAGAGGGUGCCGGAGGAGGGCAUCGUGGGGCUGCAGGCGCUGCAGGCGCGUAUGUUUGUCCUCAGUUUAAAUCGCAACCUGCUCACUCAUCUGCCUGAGGGUCUGUGUCGGCUGAGGGCGCUCCGGGUUUUAUCGGCGGAUGGAAACAGGUUGGAGGCGUUGCCGGACGGGUUAGGUGGGUGCACCUCCCUGGAGGAGCUGUCCGCGGAGGGAAACCGCAUUCGCCACCUGCCACCCUCCCUGGCGCUACUGACUCGCCUGCAGACAGUACGACUGGACAACAACAUGUGGGUACGGAUCACCGCCGUACCGCCCGCCGUACUGCGCGACUGUGCCAGCCUGGCCACGUUAUCCCUCCAGGGGAACCCCAUCACUGCCGACCAGCUGCGCUCUACCCCCGGGUUUGCUGAGUACGACACCCGCCGCGUGGCCCGAUGCAACAAGCAGCUGGGCGCUGGGGUGUUGGAGCACGCGGCGCGAACGUUUACGGAGGGUGCGGAGGACCGGCAGUGGAGCAGAUGGGGGGGUGAUGGCGGAGGAGGGAGGGCAGCAGGGGAUGGGGUCGUUAAGGGUUGCUGGCAACUUAGCGGGGGACACCGGGGGGAUCGCACCUCGGACCGCACCAGCGGGCUGGCGGCGGUGGAGGACUUUGGCCGUUUUGCUGCCGCCGGCAUCACCACUUUUGAUGCCGCUGACCACUACGGGCCCGCGGAGACCCUCAUCGGGCGGUACCUGGCAACCGACCCGGAUCGCCGACCUCCCAACACGCAGGUCCUCACCAAGUACUGUGUUUUCGGCCGGAGGGACAUGGCGGGCAUCAACAGGGAGGCUGUCAAGCAGGCCGUCAACUUGUCUCGGAGCCGACUGGGAGUAGAUCGAGUGGACCUCAUGCAGUUCUACUGGGGCGAUUAUGACGUCAACAGGUAUGUGGACGGCGCGCUGUACCUAUCGGAGCUGGCUUCGGAAGGCCUUAUCCGCCAUGUAGGCGUUACAAAUUUUGACGUACCGCGCAUGGACGCCAUGGUACGAGCUGGGGUGUACAUCGCAUCGAAUCAGCUGCAGUACUCGCUACUUGAUCGCCGGCCAGAGAACGGUAUGGCUCAGUUUUGCGCCGCCAACGGCAUCGCGUUGUUAUCGUACGGUGUUCUGGCGGGCGGCUUCCUGUCCGAUAAAUACCUGGGAAUGCCCGCCAACAAGGUUAGUGUGGACACGUACAGCAAGGGCAAGUAUGCGGGGGUUAUUAAUGCCGUGGGAGGCUGGGACUGGUUUCAGAGCCUGUUGCAGGCCCUGGAUAUCGUGGCUCGCAAACACGACACCACCAUCUCCAACGUGGCGGCUCGCUGGGUGCUGGAUCGCCCAGGGGUAGCUGCGGUCAUUUUGGGCGCGCGAAAUGCGGAUCAUGUUCAGGAUCAAGUACGGCUGUUCGGCUUCACUUUGGACGAGCAAGACCAGGCUGCUAUCCAGGAGGUUUUGGAUCGGGGCAGGAGGCCCCGCAGCGACUGCUACACUUGGGAGCGCGGGGGCGAGUGGUGA